Halteromyces radiatus is the source of this 681-nucleotide messenger RNA. Its product is annotated as cfr family radical SAM enzyme. Lineage: Eukaryota; Fungi; Mucoromycota; Mucoromycetes; Mucorales; Cunninghamellaceae. Bases 1 to 681 code for a protein of 226 amino acids. Gene Ontology annotation, biological process: rRNA base methylation; tRNA methylation. The record is from RefSeq and is a predicted model, not a curated record. Gene Ontology annotation, molecular function: catalytic activity; iron-sulfur cluster binding. The transcript is spliced from 5 exons.
AUGACCAAUUUAUCCAAACUUUUACGUCAAGAACUAGAAGAAAAGUAUAUAAUCCAUUACGGUGAUGUACAGCUGGACAGAAAGGCUAAAGAUCAUACCAGAAAAUUUCUUAUUGGAUUCAAUACUAAGCAGGACCCUGGCGCCAUUGUUGAAACUGUGAUUAUACCCGAAAAACAUCGAUCUACUUUAUGUAUCUCUUCACAAAUUGGUUGCUCUUUGAAAUGUAGUUUUUGUCAUACUGGUACUCAAAAGCUUGUACGGAAUUUGACAGCUGGAGAAGUGAUAGGUCAAUACAUGAUUGCUGCUCAACGAUCUGGUGACUUUCCUAUACAAGACAAUUCGAAACGUGUACUAAGCAAUAUGGUAUUUAUGGGUCAAGGAGAACCAUUAUACAAUUGGAGAACUACAAGUAAGGCGAUCAAGAUAUUGACAAAUUCGGAAGGAUUGGCAUAUCCAAAAUCCAAAAUAGUUGUCAGUACGUCUGGUGUUGCACCAUUGAUUCCAAAACUGGCAAGUGAACUUGGUGUCUCAUUGGCUAUCUCACUUCAUGCUACCAAUAAUGAUUUACGUGAUGAAUUAGUUCCUCUGAAUAAAACGUAUCCAUUGGAAAUGGUAUUAGAUGCUUGUCGACAAUAUAGUCAAGUGAUGGGAAAUAAAGGUAGAAGAAUUACCUUUGAGUAA